AUGGUGCCCUCAUCAGUCUCGCCCCCUCCAAGUCCGAAUGAAGCAGUUCCUCGACUAUCCCGAGGUGCAAUGCUAGCAGACAGAGGAACUGUUCAGCUAGAACACCGUGAUCUUCCUUCAUGGACACCAUUGGUUGUUUCGGAUAGCGAAGGCGGUAUGGAUGAGCUCCCUUUAGGUGUGGAGGAAUCAAAAGCCUCGCCUUCGAAUGCAAGAAAAGCACUGUCACAGAAACGCAAGAAAAAUCCAGACCAUGGUCCUCCGAUUGCAAUGCCUCGACGAGAAGUUCAGCAGGCACCUUCAGGCGUCUACUCUAGGUUGGGGGAUUCCCGCGGUUCCCAAAGUUUGCAGGAGAUACUGCAAGCAACAUUCAGCGCCAAUGCUUCAUGCAAUACUAUCUCUCCGCCAGCCGCACCUAUUGACAGCGAGGGGAGCAGCACCGACGUGCAAACUGUGAUUUAUAACAAACAGUGCCGCCAGAUUCAUAAUACUCGCAGGAGUACAAGUCAGGAAGGUUCAGAGGCUAUCGCAGUAGUCGAUGCUCCAAUACCUACUGCCACCACAGCGGUUCCGACCAUAACUCGGCGCAAAGCCGCGCCCGCCAUUCCUUACGAGUCUAUGCAAAAGGUUAUUGAUGCUGCAUUGGACACUCGGGUAGCCAAAAUUGCUUGGCGUCGUCGGCGCAAUGCCACAGGGUGCGGCACCAACGAAGAUGAGACUUCGAGGACGAACUGCUUACCCUUCGAAGACGCCAUUUUUGACUUCGAUGUUUCAACCUCCGCACGUCAGGAAGAUCACCACAGUAAAAUCAAGUCGGAGCUAGCUCCAGUCGAGGACGAACAUUUUGCCUUGCCGCGCGAAUUUACGCGAAAGCUUGAUGGCGUUCACGCUACCUCUCUUCCACAGCAAUCUAGAGGGGAUAGAUUCAACGAACGACUGUAUGUAAUGUUUGGGGGCGCAGACACACCUCACUCGCCUGACGGAUUAAUUGCUCACGCAACUGCAGAUUCGGCAUCUAUCUUCGCGCCAGUGCGCGAGGCUGCAGCAAGCAAAGAACACAGCCCUGUCUCAUUCAGCGAUUCAGGAGUAUCCAUUGACACGUCGCUCUCGCAAAGCACCCAAGCUACAAGUAUUUUUGGGCGCAACGAUGUCUCUCGAAAGAGAGCUUAUACGAUGGAGAGUCACCUCGGGGAUGAACCUGGUCGAAAGAAGCAUAAGAUUGAGGUUGCAGAAGACCUGGUGUCCAAAUGGAUUGCGGCGUUGCAACGACUUGUCAAGGGAAAAACGAAGAUUGGCCACAAGGACAUGGAGGAUUUGAGCAUAGUAUUGGCUGAGAUAGAGUCUGCAUACCCCUACCUAGAUUCAGAACUUGCACAGGUCACUUGUCUUCGAGACGUCUUACAGCAGAUGGCGCAGUUGGAAGAAAUUCCAUUCAAGGACGAACAUGACCUUCGCCGUCGCACAGAUGAGAUUAUCGCAGAAUGGCCUAGUGUUAAAGCCUAG
Molecule: messenger RNA, 1500 nt
Organism: Suillus discolor
Lineage: Eukaryota; Fungi; Basidiomycota; Agaricomycetes; Boletales; Suillaceae
Exons: 4
Coding region: 1-1500 (499 amino acids)
Source: RefSeq, a predicted model, not a curated record